AUGAACCAAGAGGAAAAAGACGAAGAGCUCAAGGAGCUGAAACCCGCCGAAAAUAAGGGUUUGUACUUGAAGAUUUGUUCUCGUCUUAUGACUGUACUUUUCAGCCGAGGCGCCUAUGCCCACUGAACAAUUCCUAAAAGAAUGCAAAAACGAAAUGGGAAUCUGUAAGUAGUCACUUCAACACGCCUUCACAGAAUUGGAACCAAUUUCAGCAGAAAAUAUGAAUCCCCAAUCUGACGAAAGUCUCGAGGAGAUUCUAAGACAGAUCGAUUGGCUGCGUCAACUCAACGCGCCGGAAAGAGAAAUGGAGGCAAGGUUGGAAAAGGAAAGAAAGGAAGUUGCGGAGCUGGAGAAACUGAAAAUGGAGCGCGACGCAGAGAUGGCGAUGGAAAAGGAAAAACUUCUCGCCGAGCUCGCCGCUAUUCAACGUGAGUAGUGGAAGCUUCUUUUCCUCACUCAACUGGAACACUUUCAGAAUAUGGAAAGUACCUGGAAAGUUUGUUGCCGCAUCCGGUGCCUCAACAACCAACCACGAGUUCCGAACCGUCGCCGUCCGGAGAGGAUCAGGAUGCGGGACAACAAUAA
Molecule: messenger RNA, 585 nt
Organism: Caenorhabditis sp. 36 PRJEB53466
Lineage: Eukaryota; Metazoa; Nematoda; Chromadorea; Rhabditida; Rhabditidae
Source: the annotation of a GenBank genome assembly